AUGGAGAGUCUGAUGUCGCCGGCGUAUCAGUCAGCGUCGGAGUCCAUCGAUGCGUCGCCGUCGUACACGCCGAAUGCUCAGUGGACCGGCGGCCUCGGGAAGAAACCAGCACCACCUAUUAGCUCCAGCAGGACCAAGGGAAUCGCCGACCUGGAGAGAGAAAUAGAGGAGCUCCGAGCGAGCUAUCAACAGGUGUGCGAGGAGAGGGAUGCUCUGGAGGACCUGUUGCUGCAGGAGCAGCUCAAGAACCGAACGCCAGCGGACAAGCAGCUAGAGGAGGCCAAAGCACAUGCAGCAGCGCUGGAGCUUGAGCUAAGAUCCAUGGCUGCUAGAUGCGAGGAAUGGAAGCGCCGGGCAGCGCAGCGGGCAGCUGAAAUGAAUCCAGCCAUGGUGCAGGCGCUACUGGAGGAGCGGCUGGAAGAUUUGGACGAGUCAGGGACGAUCAAGAUACAGAUGGAGGUGGCUCGCCUGCGGGACGAGCUUGCCAAAUCCGAGGUGCUGCGCUUUGAGCUCUUCCGCAGCACACAGGAGGGAGCAGCGACGAACAGCAAGUGGGAGGCGGAGGAGGAGGGGCUGAAGCAGCAGAUGGAGGAAGUGGAUGCAGGCAGAGAGAUCAACAGUAAGAGCAUUGAUGAGAUCCCAGAGAGCACCAUGUGGAGAGAAUCCAACAGCAUGGAAGAAGCGGAGGAUUUGAUGCAGGAGCUGCUGGAGAUGGGGCAGGCGUCUCUGAGCCAACAAGACGUGGAGCGACUGUCAGAAGCAGUGGAGUCUGCAGAGCGCAGAGCAGUGGAGGCUGAGAGGAGGGCUGCGCAGGCAGAGAAGGAAGCUUCUGAGAAGGCGAUGCAAAUAAGGGUGCUGGAGGCGAAGCUAACAGCACUGCUGGUGAGAGAAGGCAAUGUGUCAUGCUGCUUAUUUGAGGCAUUCCAGAAGUCAUCUCGGUAUUUGCCUGAGUCACCAAAAAACUGCGUCUGUCUUUGUUUUUUUCUUCAUGUUCACCUUUUCUCCCCCAUCCUUUCCCUUGAACGUGACAACCCCUCCUCCCCUCCCUCCUUGCCUGCUCUCCCUUCGAUUUUUCUUUUCCUUUCCUCCUUUUUGUCUUCCUCUCCCGUGUCUCCUUUCCUCUUCCUCCUUCCCUACCUCCCAUUGCCUGUUUUCCCCCUCUCGCCUCCUUCCCUGUACUUCUCACAUUGUGCCUGCUUUCACUCCCUUCCUAUAUCUUCAUCCCCUUCCUCUCCUCUUCCUGCCUGCUCCUUCCCAACCACCACCAAUGUCUCUGCCUCUGCUGCCACGUCAUCCGUCCAUGCUCUGGCCAAUGGAAUCACGGCACGGGUCAGCAACACUGAUGACGUGGCAGGACAGGCGCGUGACGUGUCGAGGAGGAGAUCUGACGUGGCAAGAGAGAGUGCUGGGAGAAGGGAAUCUGUGCUGGUGAUUGGAAGUGAAGAUGGGGCUAGUGCUGUUGGCAAGGGGAUUGGUGGGAUCAGGGGGGUCGGGAGUGAGGUGGAGAGCAGUGCAGGGGAGAGCAAGGGGGAGAGUGCGGAGGAGAGUGGGGGGGACAGUUUGAAGGAGCUUGCAGCAGCACAGAUUGCAGAUGUUGAGGAGAUUCGGGAGAUUGUUCAUCGUGUUCAGGGCGAAGAAGUUGAGGAAUUUAUAACAGAAAGCUCGCUUAGAGGAGACUCGUUAGGAGGUGAUUCGCUAAGACGAGACGGUCAGAAGUCAGGAAAAGGAGGUGGACGGCACUUACUGCAACAGGAUGGCCGUCAGCUUUCUGACGGAGAUGGACGCCAAGCAGGCGGGUUCAGGUGGGAGGAGGUGGGCGGCGAGGCUCGUCACGGAGUGGUGUGGUGGAUGCAGCUGUCGGACGUCCACGUCAGCGUGCACGUGCCAUCAAGAGCCAAUGAUCUCCUCGUGCACCUCGUGCCAGCUGUCCGCGUUAUAGCGCCUGCUGCGCUUAUAGUGUCUGGGGAUCUCACAGAAUCAAAGAACCGUCAGCGCACAACAACGGCCCAGAACGAGUCAGAAUGGCGUGCAUACUCCCAAGCAAUGCACGCCCUCAGCACCGCAAUCAACGCCGCCCACCCGCCCUCCUCCCCCUCUCCACCGCUCUCCCUCACCUCUCAAUCCCAACAAACCGAACAUACUCAUAAUAUUUCUCCCAGCCGCCCCUCCUGCGCCCCUUUCCCCCGGGUGCUGGAUUUGAGGGGCAAUCAUGACGCGUUCAGUGUGCCGAUUCGGGGCGGCGAGGGGGAUUUUUUUGGGCGGCAGAGUGUCAGCGCGCAGUGCGGGAGAGGGGGAGUGCAGGGGCUGGUGCUGCGGCCCUUCGAAGCAGACUCGGGGAAAGCUUCCCCAUCCCUGCCCAUCCUCCUACUAGGCAUCGACAUUGCGCCCCGUGACCCUCUACCUCCCAACUUCCAGGACCUUAGCUCACUACACACCACCCCACCGUUUUGCACCUCCCUGGCCCCUCCCUUUUCCUUGUGUGCGACCAGCAUCCCCAUCCCCGCCCAUCCCCUGCUAGGGAUCGACAUUGCGCCCCGGAAUCCCCAACUCCGCCCAUUCUCCUGCUAG
Molecule: messenger RNA, 2568 nt
Organism: Closterium sp. Naga37s-1
Lineage: Eukaryota; Viridiplantae; Streptophyta; Zygnematophyceae; Desmidiales; Closteriaceae
Source: the annotation of a GenBank genome assembly